AUGCACUCUCGCUCCCUGGUCUCUGGUCUCCCCAGGUCUCUGCCUGCCCUCCCUCCCUCGCCUGCGCCGCCCUGCAUUCCUUGCGUCGAGGGGCGGCAACGCGCUGCUCCUCACUCCUCCUCGUUUCCUCCCACAGAGGCUCCACUGCAGACGCUCCACCUGGACGUGUGGGGCCCAGCCCGCGUCCAGGGACAGGGCCACGAGCGGUACUUCCUGCUGGUUGUCGACGACUACAUGCGUUACACCACGGUCUUCCCCUUGCGGACCAAGGCGGAUGUCCCUGCUGUUUUGAUCCCCUGGAUCCGCGCUGUUCGUCUCCAGCUCCGCGAGCGGUUCCGGUCGGACUUUCCUGUCCUGCGUCUGCACUCUGACAGAGGUGGUGAGUUCUCCUCCGACCUCUUGGCAGCCUACUGUGCGGAGCACGGCAUCACCCAGUCGUUCACGCUUCCGGCCUCUCCGCAGCAGAAUGGGGUUGCUGAGCGCCGCAUUGGCUUAGUCAUGGAGGUCGCUCGUACCUCCAUGAUCCAUGCGGCUGCCCCCCAUUUUCUGUGGCCGUUUGCGGUCCGGUACGCCGCGCAUCAGCUCAACCUUUGGCCCCGUGUCUCCUUGCCGGAGACCUCGCCCACACUGCUGUGGACGGGGAAGGUUGGCGAUGCGUCGCGUUUCCGGGUCUGGGGUGCUCGUGCCUUUGUCCGCGAUACCACCGCGGACAAGCUCUCCGCCCGCGCUGUUCCCUGUGUCUUCCUUGGCUUUGUCCCUGACGCGCCUGGUUGGCAGUUUUACCACCCCGCCUCGCGCCGUGUCUUUGCGUCUCAGGACGUCACGUUCGACGAGUCGGUUCCCUUUUACCGUCUCUUCCCCUACCGCACUGCCUCGCUCCCCCCCCCGCCGCUCUUCCUCGCUCCAGGUGCUCCCCAGGUAGACCCCCUCCCCGCUCCCGGUCCUGCUCCUUCAGCCUAG
Closterium sp. Yama58-4 is the source of this 960-nucleotide messenger RNA. NCBI's taxonomy places the organism in Eukaryota, Viridiplantae, Streptophyta, Zygnematophyceae, Desmidiales, Closteriaceae. The record is from the annotation of a GenBank genome assembly.